GCGGAGCAAAAGAAGAAACAUGGCGACAUCGAACAAUCCUCGGAAAUUUAGCGAGAAAAUCGCUUUACAUAAUCAGAAGCAGGCAGAGGAGACAGCAGCAUUCGAGGAAGUGAUGAAGGAUUUGAGUAUUACCCGAGCAGCUAGGCUUCAGUUACAGAAGACCCAGUAUUUACAGCUAGGACAAAACCGCGGUCAGUACUAUGGCGGAUCAUUGCCAAACGUGAAUCAGAUUGGAAAUGGCACUGUUGACAUGCCUUUCCAGACUCCGUUUCAGGGUUCAGGAGACACUAGCCGGACAACACGGCAUCAUGGAUUGGUGGAUAGGGUCUACCGGGACAGGAACCGCAUUACAUCCCCACACGGAAGGUCUCUCGACAAACAUGGACGCCAGAUUGAUAGCUGUCCAUAUGGCUCGGUGUAUCUGUCUCCACCACCUGAUACCAGCUGGAGGAGGACCAACUCAGACUCCGCGUUGCAUCAGAGCACAUUAAACCCACAGGACAUUUUCGCCAGCGGCUCCCAGGAGCUACAGCCUAAACGAGUGCUUUUGCUUCAUGUACCUGGGCCAGAAGACACUGAAACAGAUAUGGACAAAGAUGAGCAAAAACAGAACUGGGAUGUCAAAAAGAAUGUUACGUCAAGGUCAAAAGUCCCAGGAAUCAACAUAUUCCCGUCUCCGGAUCAGGAGUUGAACUCGUCGCUGAUGCCGUCGGCCCAAAACGCAGGCGGCGGCUCGCUGCCCGAUCUGACCAACAUCCAGUUUCCCCCACCCCUGCCCACCCCUCUGGACCCUGAAGACUCCACCCUCAGCGCCUCCAACAGCACGGGAAACCAGGCCAGCAGCGGCUCACACGGCUUCAGCUCUACCGGCCAAGGCCAGACCCCUUCCCAGCAGGACAGCAUGGUGAACCAGGACUCCCGUCCAUCCGUCCAGCUCUCCCCUACCCUGUCGCCACCCCUCACCCUCGCCCAGGUAGCUGAGACCAUAGAUGCCAUGACGCUGGAGCAACACUUGGCCCAGUACGCGUUCUUCAGCCAGCCCUCCUCUCAGCAGCAGCAGAACACUCCGGGACUGAACAGGCUGGUCCAGCUCCCCUCCCCUCUGAACACCUCCGCCGGCCAGACACAGAACUCCAUGGACAUGAACUCGGGCUCUUUCUCCCAGCAGUACCGCAGUAGGGCUGGGUCUUCAGCCAAUCAGUCUCCAACCUCUCCUGUCUCCAAUCAAGGCUUCUCACCUGGAGGCUCGCCUCAACACAACUCCAUCCUGGGCAGUGUAUUUGCGGACUUCUAUGACCAGCAACUCACAUCCAGACAGACCAGUGCUCUGUCCCAACAGCUGGAGCAGUUCAACAUGAUCGACAACAACAGUUUAUAUGGCCAGGGCUCCACCCUCAGCUACUCCCAAGCAGCCAUGAUGGGUUUGACAGGUAGCCAUGGCAACCUGCAAGACUCUCAGCAGCUAGGCUACAGUAGCCAUGGCAACAUCCCCAACAUCAUUCUCACAGCCACGGGAGAGUCGCCACCCAGACUAUCCAAGGGCUUAUCCUGCAGCUCCCUGUCGACCGACUUAAGCUUUGACGCGGACUCUCAGUUCCCCCUCGACGAGCUGAAGAUCGACCCGCUGACCCUGGACGGGCUGCAUAUGCUCAAUGACCCUGACAUGGUCCUCACCGACACCGCCACGGAGGACGCCUUUCGGUUGGACCGCCUGUAGGGGCUGCUGCCUUGGUGGUGGUGCGCGUCGAGGGGAGAGGGCUGUUUCUGGAGCAUGUGGGCCCGUGGCGGGGCUCCGGCCAUGCAGCACGUUCAUCCGACUCUCCCGCCUCCCUUCACCAGCCGCCUCUGUCUAACAACUGUGGGGAGAUGACCUAGUGGAGAAAGAAGUUGGGCCAGAAAUGGCCGACACGGUUCGCUUUCUCUCUUCAGCCAUGGGAUCCAGUGGUGGCCACAUUGUCAUAUCUGGGAGUCGAUUGAGCUGAUGGUCCUGCCUCUUAACUGUCUACUGAUCAUGAAUCCUGUAACCUUUUUUCACAUUGUUUUCCCGUGUCUGUUGGACGCAUGAAGAAGAAAGUGUGUAGGUGCUACCACGCUACAUUGGUCUGGCCUCCCCUUUGAAGACAUUACCUGGUUGAAAUCGUGUAUGCGGUGCAAACUGUUUAUCUUUUUCUCACCUGCCAUAUUAGCUUAGCAUGUUUUGCCUCACGAAAUCACCUGUCGUUUUUUUCCACAACCACCCUCUUGCCAAUUGCGUUUGCAUUGAUGCCCUUAUUCAUGCUGUCGUUAAAGUAGAAUAACGGCAAAUUUUGAAAAUGUGUCUUGGUUCAUAAAUCCCGUAAGUCUGUCAAAGAGCGCAUCUCUCUCACUCAGGGAAAGCAAGGUAAUGCUACAGCAGGCUUACAUCACCUUGCAAUGUAGCUCCUCAUUACUGAAGCAGAAUAGAUUGAACUUUGUGGAAUAAUCAGAAUGAACAAACACAAAUCAGUUCUGUCGAUAUAAAAUGAUGGAGCCCAAUUUGAGUAUGGGCAGGUACUUCUUCUGGGUUUCAUAGAAGACGGAAGCAUGAAUUACAACACUAAACAUGUAUAAAUCAUCAUCAUGUUUCAAAUACAACAAUACAAGUUAAAAUAAUGUGUGGGGAACUGAUUGUGUGGGUUUAUUCAUCUGUUCACAGUUCAGUUGUUUUUUCUGUCUUCUUAAGGUAUUUUUGCAGUUUGAGUAAUUGAGGACAGCAGGGAUUUCUGUGUGAUAAUGGCUCUGUACAGUCCUGUGCAUUUCUGUUGUUUUAGAUUUAGGACUGUGAAGAGACCACUGGUGGCAGUUCUUGUGGGAUAUAUAUUGCUGUCUGGGGUGACAGGGUUGCCUAUUGGUUAGAGUAUCUGACUUGUGACCAGAGGGUUGCUAGAUGAAAACCUUGAGUUAGGAUGGUGAAAAAUUCUGUUCUGUCCCUGAGCAAGACAGUCAACCUAAAAUUCUCAGGUUGUUGCUAAAAUCUCUGUUACAGUCAAAGCUUGCAUAAAAACCCAAAGUGAAGCAGUUGAUCGCUCAUUAACAUUUAACCAAGAAAGAGAAAUAUGCAUGUCAAUAAUGCUAGCUCUACAUGUACAUUUUGUUUUGAGCCAAUUGUAGCGUUGCUAGUGCACAGUUUUUUAUUUUUUUGCUAGACAAUAGUCAAGAUGGGACAAUAGGUUAGAUGGGACAAGACUCAAGCUUGAAUUGCUAAUGAGAUUUACCUUUUUGACAAACUUCUUCCAGACUUCAUAAAAUGUUUGCAUGAUUUUACUCCUAGCAACUGCCUGUCUUGGCAGAAAUGCUUUUCAAAAACAUGAAAAGUUUGAACCAGCGACACAAAUGCAUGUAGCUACAGCAUAUGCCAUGUGAUAAUUGAUUGGGUUUUAAUCUUUUGUAAUUUCAACGUGACAGAGCCAUCCUUUCCUUAUUUUUGUUAUUCCGUAAAGUUCUAGCAUUUUAGUAAGGGGGAGUUGUAUGGACUCCCAAUGUAAGCCCUGUUCUAGCUUUACCUCACUCUUCCUGACCUGAGAAGCACACACAGUCCUAAUAGGAGUUUGAAGGAUUUAUGAACUUAGACACAUUUUUGAUAUUUGCUGUUAUUGUUCCUUAACUCAGGCUAUAAUUGUUUUUAAUGGUGCUCAUUUUUUUUUGGCUUUAAAGUUGACCAACAUUUUAUUUUUGGUUUCCAUCUAAACUUAGAAGAGCUAACUCCCUUCUUCAAUUUGUGAUUUGCCAGUACAACCCAAGUGAGCCUAAAUUCCAGCCAAACAAACGUUGAAAAAUGAAUGUUUUUAAAGGGGCUCACUGGUAAGUCGUGCAUCAAGCUGUACUAUGCCGCCGGUAGUAGCUGUUUUGUGAUACAAACAAGAAAUUGAAUCUGAAUUAAUCACUUAGAUGAACAGGUCCUGCCUUACAGGAUUACAUGAUGUGGAAAACUAUUCUUUUUCAUCUCUCCAUUCAAAAAUGUAGGCAGUCACGCAACUUCUGAAACUCCUCAGUAGUUAAGUGCAAACUUUUAUCAAACAUCGCACAUUAUUUGCUGAUGCCUAGACCUGACUCAGAUUGGCACUAGUGGGAAAAUAUGACCGAGUUGUAUGCUAGGGGAGUUUGGUCACUCUGUAUAUUGUUUUCCACUGAGUUUCCCUGGUUAACAUGUUUUAUUUUAUUUAUUUAUAUUCACAUAAUUUGUGAGGGGGUACUGAAUGUCCCUGGUCAUCCAAAUUGAAAGCGCUAGUUGGUAUCACAUUUCUGAUGCCCUUGUAGUUGUUGUGAAAAUUUUUUUGCUUCAUGGUAAUAUAUGUUUGGUUUCAAUUAGUUGUAUGUUCUGAAUCAGAUUUUGCUUAUGAUAUCUAUGCAAAACAAAUUUGAUUGACUGAGAGUUAUUAGUGAUCCAGUAGACAUAACUAAGAACCUAAACUGAAUUACCUUGUUGGAUUGUACAGCCUUUUGAUAGCUUUUUUUUAGCAAUGAAAAGAAACAUUUUGUCAUGUUUUAUUUGCUACAUUUUCAUUUACAUUUAAGUUUGGUUUACACUUUACAGGAGAGAAUGCUAAUUAUAUAUUCUGCACGUUGUUUUUGUCAGAAACUGUAAAAAGCAUGACAAAAGAAAAACUUGAGGGUAAUGCUGCAUAUAUUAGAAAAUUGACCCUUAUAUGUGACUCCCAUGGAUGUGUCUGAGGUUGAUUUUACUGCUAAAAUGUGAUUAUUUUCUGAUGAGAUUCUACUGCCUCUCUAUUAGAACAGCACUGCUGCAACCAGAAUGUAUUUCAUCACAACUUCAUAGAGUAUUAUAACCAUCUUCAUAUAAACUACAGUAACUUUGUAAUUUUAGUAUUGGACCAAAUAGUUUUGGAUGACACUCUUACACCAUUCUGUAAGUGUCUCACUUCAAAAUCAAAAGGUAUGUGGCAUGUGAUUUUCAGUUUGGUUCGGUACUGUUAAUGUCAUAUUGUAUAUUUGUGUAGUAUAUAUAUAUAUAUAUAUAUAUGUGUGUAUAUAUAUAUAUAUAUAUAUGUAUAUAUAUGUGUAUGUCAAAUGAUCAUUUCCCCUCAUUGCCAUUGGAUAAGUCCUUUACUUGUUUGCCCAUCAGCUUUUUUUUUUGUUAGUAUCAGAAUUAAAAUAUUGUUGUCGCUGUUGCCUUUACAGUUUACCAGUUAAUAGUAAAUGUCAAGUGAGCUAGCUUUUUUGUAAGAAAUUUAGUCAUUCAGUAAGUAAUGAACCUGCAUUUUACUUUGCACUUUACUUACAUUUAGAUCACUAAACCCUGGGACUUUUUCACCUCCUCACACCACCCCCGACCUUGAGCGACUGUUAUGUGGACUGGACCUGUUUCCCCUGUAUUUGGUCAAACUUGCCUUCUUGUUAAAAAAAAAAUAAUGUAUUUUUAAAAAGCAUAUGUGUAUAGUCUAUAUAUAAGAGGUGAUUUUUACUUAAUCAGCAAUUAUUUUUUUGGGGCAUCUGAUAUUGUAACAGAAUUACUUUCAUUUUUAAAAUGCUCAAAUUUUGGAAGCUGAUAUAUAAAAUUUGUAUUUUUGGAUAGAUUUUAGAGAGAGUUCUUGCUGCCGACAGAUUCAGCUCAUGUUGUGCUUCAAGCUAUGUAGCUACAAGUACAGUAGGUGCAAGGAAAAGAAAGCAGGAAAUUAGGAAGCAAUUGGAUGUAAAGCAAUGGGUGUGUCAGAGCGCUGUGGUAAAUCAGACCAUAUAUGUGGCAAAUUCUACAAUGUGUACUUAACCUAGACAGGAGCAAAAACAGUCUUGUUGGGCUUUCUGUACUGACCGCCCCCACUAUUAUAUUUUUACAUGCACUGUUUAACUUUUUGAUUUGCUAGUGACAAAACUGUGUGCUUGAAUUCACCUUGACAAAAUACCACUAGUUAUAUGGUUAAAUCAGUUAUGUAAUAGCAUCUGGAGAUAAAUAUGAGGGAAUCCUUUCAACAGGAGUUUUUUUUUUUUUCUCUAUGUUUUACUUUCUUUGAACGUAUGUUUGACUGCCAGCUGUUGUUUUCCUUUUCAUUUAUGUUACAGACUUUUUAUUAGUCUUUGCUAUGCUUGCGAACAAGACCUCUACUGUGCGGAGAAGGCAUAUGGGACAGUUGACAGUGUGCAUAAAUGAUGAGCUGUCUUAGUGUUAUCUUGGAGUUUGUGUUAUUUAAAAGGUUUAUGUAAAUGUUUGUCUCAUGUAUGUCAUAGAAUCCUCUUGUCCAAGCUAUUUUGCUAUGUUGAUAGUAAAUGAGCAUUAAUGUCACCAGAGACACAAGAGACAACCUCCUGUUUUUUAAAGUAAUACUUUCCUUUAAUGAGUUUUUGGUUCAGUGUGAGCUGGUCAGGCACACCCAACUUUAUUGGUUACAGAUCUGACAAUCAGAAGAGUUUUUUAGGUUCUGAUUCACAAUGUAUUCUCAUAUUUAGCAGCUGCUUGGUUUUAUGUGACUGUUACAAGAGUUUGCUUAUGUGUGUGCAAAUGUUCUGUAUUUCUUUUGAUUAUACUAUGCAUGAGUUUGAGAAAAUACAUUUUCCCCCUAUUUUAGCUUAUUUUUUGUAUCUAUCAAGCACAAUGUCAUGCAACAUUUUUGUGAUUUUUUUUAUGUGAUUUAGUUUUUUCUUUUUCUUAUUUGGUAAAUAGUCUUUGAUUUUGAUUCAGAAAGUGGAAAAGGCCUCACACAUAAACUGAAAUGCUAUGGCAAUCCAAAAGCUAUGACUUAUUAAUUCAUUUUAUUUUUAUCAGCCUGUUAAGCACUUGUAGACGCGGUUCUUUGUAUAGACUAGCUGUUUAUAUUGCUUUUUGGUAUAAAUGUUUUUGUGUUUUAUGUGAUAUGAUGUCAAAAGUUAUAAUCGUUGUUACAUACACUGAGAAUUAAUGUACUGGAGUGAGUCAUUGUGGCUCAGUUCUUCUGUUGUCUUUCUAACUUAGAAGUAUCAGUUAACCUAACCUAAAGUUUUUCAGUGAUCCGAUCCCUGUAAUGCUUAACUGUAGAUGUUUUUACAAUCCGUUGUUGUCUUUUGUUUAAAACAUUUUCUGUGUUUCUGUAGUAAAUCCGACUGAUUUGAUAGAUCUGUUGUUACUGCCACUAUUGUUUCCACCAAUAUUCAGGUGUCCUGACGGUUUAUACUCAAACGUUUACAAAAGCAACCGUUUACAGAGAAUAGUGCAAGUUCUGUUGUUGUUUUUAACACUGAUAUUGACAUUUUCAGUGUGCAUUAAUUUUACUUUCAUGGAUAGAAAUUGAUAAACCACAUGAACUACAUGUAGAUAUCAGUUUCAGUGAUGGACUGUUGUUCUGUUUACUAAAUGUAUCCUUUAGAGUUUAUACUAUAUCAAUUGUAAAAUUCAACUGUGUGAAUAGAAGUGGCUAGAAAACAAAGUUUCUUCUCUAAAUAAGGUGGGCUAUUUUUUAACUAUAAAAUAGACCCUGGCCAUCCACAAAGGAUGUUGUAAAUUCUUCAAUGUCCCUGUGCUGUCAGACAGGUGAUCAGGGCAAAAUAUGUGUUAAAUAGCCAAACAUGAACAUUUUAACAUAUGCUAACUAGCCUGGCUGCCUGGCCUUAUCAGCAGUUGGCAGAAUCUCUUGAGUCAUGACUUAUGCUGGACGCUACAGUCCUGAAAAACACAGGGAACCAGGCUAUAUCGCUGCAAAAGAUAGGGAACUUUUAUUAUGAGUAUUUACCAGUUUUCUUUUUUUUGUUGCAAGAUAUAUAGACUUGUUGUGCUGUACUGUAUACUUCAUACAAUAUAUAAAUCUAGAUAUGUAUUUGUAUUUUCCCAUUCAUAGAGAGCAAGUGUGUGUUAGCGAUGGCUAUGUGCUAAGUUGCUUUCUCUCAAAAGCUACACUAUAGUAUAAGCCGUGAUAUGAGUGAGUUUGGCUGUGUUACACUCAUUAUAUGUAUUAUCAGAACGUUUAUCUUUUUUUUGUUACAUUCAAAGUUGUGGCAACGGGUGAACCAUUAAGGUAAGGAAGCCAAAGUUAAUAAAUUGUCCCUUUAAUUCUUAUUUAAAGUUCCAAGUAAUGCAUCUAUUGAGAGCGCUUAUUAUUGAUAACUGUCCAUUAUUAAAAUGUAUUUAGUUUUUUGACUGAGAUUUACAUCAACCUCAAAUCGUACAGUUCUUCAUCAAUUGUUUACAUUUAAAAUAGGUUAAUAUUUAUGAGAAAAGUGUAAUCUGCUUUAUCCUUACAAUUUGUAUUUCUUGCUGCAUAAAGACUGACAUGUGACUGACAUAUUCUGCUUGAUAUCUUGAGGUAACUCUUUUUGCAUGGUAUCGGCUUUCAAAAUUUCCCCUAAUGACUCAAAAAGACUUGAUGUGAUAUGUUUUGCUUUUAGCAAUUAUUUUGCUCCGACAAGAUCAGCAUAACCAUCUGCAAACACUCUGCAACUAAAACCUGCUCAACCAAAGCAUUUCAAAUAGGAUAAAAUGCAGAUCUCAAUUUACGAGACUAUAAAUGUUUAAUUUGUUAUAGCGGCACUAAAAGAGAAAAUAAAUCACACAUAUAAGGAAGAAACAGUUACUGUUUGGUCAUUCAACAGAGUUAGCAAAUAAAACUAUACAAAUCCUCUGAUAUGUGCAUUUAAUGUGGAAUGACCCACUAUUGGUCCAUUCCCCAUACAACGGCAGCUAAAUUGUAAAAUAUGUUGUUUUUUUCUGAGUAGGACUACUCAAACGUUGUACAUGCAUUUGACUGCAAUGUCCGAACACUACACAUACUGUUCUCACGGCAACAGGAUACAGAUAUGCUCAUGAAAUAUGCAAAUCCUAGCAUUCAGCAGCACAGCUUGGCUAUUCUGUACUUUUAUUGAGCUGACCCUUUAAAAAUGAAUGGAUCAAAUAUUGUUCUUUUUUUUUUUUUAUAUAAAAGGGAUAAAACAGACCAAAAAGUCCUAGUGGGCUGUAUGUGUGCUACAUAACUGAUGUUAAGCUUCUACUAAAAUCAUGCCUAUGUAUUUUUCUUGUGUGAAAGCUUCUGUCUUUGUAUCUUUGCAUUACUAUUUGUAAAUGAAAUGAGGAUAAAUAAAAAUCUAAAUAUGCAUUUAA
Messenger RNA from Esox lucius (northern pike), 9037 nucleotides. It is a transcript of the gene crtc1a, whose product is annotated as CREB regulated transcription coactivator 1a. Gene Ontology annotation, molecular function: cAMP response element binding protein binding. Bases 20 to 1717 code for a protein of 565 amino acids. NCBI's taxonomy places the organism in Eukaryota, Metazoa, Chordata, Actinopteri, Esociformes, Esocidae. The record is from RefSeq and is a predicted model, not a curated record. Gene Ontology annotation, cellular component: cytoplasm; nucleus. The transcript has 14 exons. Gene Ontology annotation, biological process: protein homotetramerization; positive regulation of transcription by RNA polymerase II.